AAUACCAUGAAGUCUUCCUCUCAAAAACCUCUUUCUUCUUCCUCAAACAUUGUUUUCUCCAUCACCAUUUUCAUCAUUUCCCUUAACACUGCAGGCAGUGCUGCAACAAUGCCUAAGAAUGAACCAGUUCCUGCAGUAAUAGUCUUUGGAGAUUCAAUAGUGGAUCCGGGCAAUAACAACAACAUUGACAGCCUCAUCAAAUGCAAUUUCCCACCAUAUGGAAGGGAUUUCAUAGGAGGCCAACCAACUGGAAGGUUUAGCGAUGGAAGGGUCCCCUCAGACCUCAUAGCUGAAUUAUUUGGUGUAAAGAAGUUGUUGCCGGCUUAUCUUGAUCCGAAUCUGCAGCUUCAAGACCUCCUUACUGGUGUAAGUUUUGCUUCUGGAGGUGCAGGAUAUGAUCCCCUUACUGCUAAAAUAGUGUUACUUUUGAUUCAUUUCAAUAAUCAGUCUGUCCUUUCACUAUCGGAUCAAGUAGAAAUGUUCAAAGAUUACAUAAAGAAGAUAAAGACAGCAGUAGGAGAAGACAGAACAGCAACUCUGUUGUCAAAAGGUAUAUUCAUAGUGUGCACAGGGAGCGACGACAUUGCCAAUACUUAUUUCUCCACACCGUCCAGGAGUGCACAUUAUGAUAUCCCUGGAUAUAUUGAUCUAAUGGUUACAUCAGCAGCAAGUUUCUUUCAAGAACUUUAUGGACUGGGAGCAAGAAGGAUAGGAGUACUAAGCAUACCAUCAAUAGGGUGUGUGCCAUCACAGAGAACACUGGAUGGAGGCAUAGAGAGAGGGUGUUUUGAGUCUGCCAACCAAGCAGCAAUUCUUUUCAAUUCAAAGCUCUCCUCCCAAAUGGAUUCCCUCAAUCGAAGGCUUCCAGACGCUAGGCUUGUCUACCUUGAUGUCUAUAACCCCUUGCUUGCCCUUAUCCAAAACCCUGCCCAAUAUGGAUUUGAAGUGGCGAACAAAGGAUGCUGUGGCACAGGGAACAUAGAAGUCAGCAUUCUAUGCAACCACUUUUCACCAAAUACAUGUUCUGAUGCCUCUAAAUAUAUCUUUUGGGACAGUUACCACCCCUCAGAGCAAGCUUAUAAGAUCCUCACCCCUCUAAUCAUAAAUAAGCACAUAAAUGAAUUCUUCUGAGGGCCGUUCCUAGUUCUCUUUUGGUUAUGUAAUAAUGAUGUGCUUCAU
This is a messenger RNA of Corylus avellana, 1179 nucleotides long. NCBI's taxonomy places the organism in Eukaryota, Viridiplantae, Streptophyta, Magnoliopsida, Fagales, Betulaceae. The record is from RefSeq and is a predicted model, not a curated record.